This is a messenger RNA of Pieris macdunnoughi, 543 nucleotides long. The record is from the annotation of a GenBank genome assembly. NCBI's taxonomy places the organism in Eukaryota, Metazoa, Arthropoda, Insecta, Lepidoptera, Pieridae.
AUGAAUGAAGACAUAUUACCAUUGAAGCUGACGAAUUCCCGUCGCAAAGUUGAUUGCGAGGUCGUAGUUUCGAGUAUGCUGACAUGGACUAAUGAAAUGUUGGUAGUGUCACAGAAUCAACGCGCACUGCAUAUAGUGUUUCCGCAUCACUUCCUAGACUCACCGGAGUGGUUCGGGGUUUCCACUGACGAGUUCUUUCAGGUCUCCAUAAUGGCGAUGGAGGAAUCACGUGUGUUGGUGUGGCACCGAGACAAGUUAAAACUGUCGAUAAUGUCCGACGCGUUUCUGCAGGCUGUGUUUGACCACAUCCUUGGUAGAGACGUCGUUCACAAGCUCAUGCAGGUGAGCGAAACAAUGGCUGUCAGUAACGGCCACCUGCCGAACAGUUAUGAGGAAGGCGAGGAUAAGCCAAUGCUCAUAGUCAAGAAGGCCGGCGAUGGGCCCGGAAUAACCGCAUUGCUUAAUCGACAAUUACAAGCAACAGAUCCGAAUGCAUGGCGUCUUGGCAGAAUCGAAGAGACAGACCACGAAACACCAGUCUGA